Penicillium soppii is the source of this 2574-nucleotide messenger RNA. RefSeq lists its product as uncharacterized. The record is from RefSeq and is a predicted model, not a curated record. Lineage: Eukaryota; Fungi; Ascomycota; Eurotiomycetes; Eurotiales; Aspergillaceae. The coding region runs from base 1 to 2574 and encodes 857 amino acids. The transcript is spliced from 2 exons. Gene Ontology annotation, molecular function: ADP binding; protein binding.
AUGAACGAGACAGAAAAUAAGCCUCAUGAUCAGUUUGUAGUCCAUUAUGUCAUUCCAUCUUUGGAAAAUCGACACUUUACUGGUCGUGAAUCCACGCUGGAUGAGCUUAAGGAGAAGCUAUUUCUGGAACCGAAUACGGAAAGACUAGCGCUAUUUGGACUAGGUGGCAUCGGCAAAACCCAAGUUGCUCUUCAGCUUGCCCGGUGGGUGAGGGCGCAUAUACCAGACUGCUCAAUUUUCUGGGCUCCUGCCCUGAGUCUCGAGAGUUUUGAGCAGGCUUGUUCGCAAAUCGCGAAAGAGCUGCAAAUCCCUCCGAAUGCAGACGGUGAAAGUGCGAUGGAAUCAGUACAGCGACAGCUAAGCUCUGAUAAAGCUGGAAAGUGGCUUUUCAUUGUCGAUAAUGCCGAUGACGUGGACAUGCUUUUCGAUAAGCUUGAUCAGUACUUCCCCGCUAGCAACAACGGCGUUACUUUGCUCACUACUCGUUCCCGCGAGGUGGCACUGUCAUUCGCAGGAAGGGACAUAGUUGAGCUCCAAAAGAUGACAACAGAGGAAGGGAUCGCUUUUCUUACUAGAAUUGUAGGAGAAGACUCGCUUUGUGACCAGCAGUCCACAAUACAAUUAUUAGAGGAGCUAAACUUCUUACCUCUAGCUAUUGUACAGGCAGCUUACUAUAUUUGUCGAAAUGGUGGAACGGCCACACGAUAUCUUCAGCUUAUGCAUAAAACCGAAAAAGAUCGGAUGCGUCUAGCGAGCAGGGAGUUCCACGAUAGCACUCGAUAUCGUAGACUGGCAAACGCGGUGGCCACCACAUGGCUUAUCUCAUUUAAUCAGAUUGAAGUCUCUGAUCCCUCUGCUGCUGAUUUAUUAGGAUUUAUGUCUUACAUUGAGCCAAAGGCAAUCCCGCGAUCUAUUCUCCCCACCCUCGAUUCAGAAGAGGAGAUGGACUUUUCAAUUGGUACGCUGUGUAGCUAUGGAUUUCUCACCAGGAGGGACGAUGGAAAUAUGUUUGAUGUGCAUAGCCUAGUACAGCUAUCAACUCGAAUGUGGAUAACAGACGCACGGAAGACACAACAAAUCAUCGCGACCUUGACGCGACAUAUGGACAAGCGUUUUCCAUCUGAUGAAUACAAACAUCGUGACACAUGGAGAAUAUACCUACCACACGCUCUUGAGAUUCUCAGACGAGAGGAAAGUCAAGAUUUGAGUGAAAGAUAUACCUUACUUUCCAAAGUUGGAAAAUGUCUUCUAGCCGAUGGCCGAGCGAAAGAAGCGGUUAGUAUUUUUGGGAAUGUGUGUGCAUGGAAUGAAAGUCACUACGAUGAAGAACAUCCCUCUCGACUGGCAUCUCAGCACGAGCUCGCAGGGGCAUACGAAUCCAACGGACAGAUCAAGCAGGCCGUGGAGCUACUUGAGCAUGUGGUCACAGUGCGAGAGAGAACGCUAGAUGAAGAACAUCCUGAUCGACUGGCAUCUCAGCACGCGCUCGCAGGGGCAUACAAAUCCAACGGACAGAUCAAGCAGGCCGUGGAGCUGCUUGAGCACGUGGUCACGGUGCGAGAGAGAACGCUAGAUGAAGAACAUCCCUCUCGGCUGGCAUCUCAGCACGCGCUUGCAGGGGCAUACGAAUCCAACGGGCAGAUCAAGCGGGCCGUGGAGCUACUUGAGCACGUGGUCACGGUGGAAGAACGAACGCUGGAUGAAGAACAUCCUGAUCGACUGGCAUCUCAGCACGCGCUCGCAGGGGCAUAUGAAUCCAACGGACAGAUAAAGCAGGCCGUGGAGCUACUUGAGCACGUGGUCACGGUGCGAGAGAGAACGCUAGAUGAAGAACAUCCCUCUCGGCUGGCAUCUCAGCACGAGCUCGCAGGGGCAUACGAAUCCAACGGACAGAUAAAGCAGGCCGUGGAGCUACUUGAGCAUGUGGUCACAGUGCGAGAGAGAACGCUAGAUGAAGAACAUCCCUCUCGACUGGUAUCUCAGCACGCGCUCGCAGGGGCAUACAAAUCCAACGGACAGAUCAAGCAGGCCGUGGAGCUGCUUGAGCACGUGGUCACGGUGCGAGAGAGAACGCUAGAUGAAGAACAUCCCUCUCGACUGGCAUCUCAGCACGCGCUCGCAGGGGCAUACGAAUCCAACGGACAGAUCAAGCAGGCCGUGGAGCUACUUGAGCACGUGGUCACGGUGGAAGAACGAACGCUGGAUGAAGAACAUCCCUCUCGACUGGCAUCUCAGCACGCGCUCGCAGGGGCAUACGAAUCCAACGGACAGAUCAAGCAGGCCGUGGAGCUACUUGAGCACGUGGUCACGGUGGAAGAACGAACGCUGGAUGAAGAACAUCCUGAUCGACUGGCAUCUCAGCAAGUACUCGCAGGGGCAUACGAAUCCAACGGACAGAUAAAGCAGGCCGUGGAGCUACUUGAGCACGUGGUCGCGGUACAAGAGAGAACGUUGGAUGAAGAACAUCCCUCUCGACUGGCAUCUCAGCACGCUCUCCAACGCAUAAAGAAGUCGAUCAAAGUCGCGACCAUGGAGAACAUAUUCUCACCACCCCCCUUGGAUAUUGAGUAUUAG